Molecule: messenger RNA, 819 nt
Organism: Adineta steineri
Lineage: Eukaryota; Metazoa; Rotifera; Eurotatoria; Adinetida; Adinetidae
Source: the annotation of a GenBank genome assembly
AUGUCUAGUAUAAUCAAUGCAUUAUUUGGUGGUCAUCAUAAAGAUAAAGAAGAUAAAAAAAAUCAUGAAACUGUUGCAGCAGCAGCAACAACAACAAAUACUACAGCUAGUUCAUCAUCAGGUUCAUCAAUGGCUCAUACAGCUGUUAGCGACGAUGUUCGUGUUAAUUCCGUUGUAUCAACUGAAACAAAUUCAAAAGUCAGUAUGCAAAAUUCAAAAAAAAUUACUGAUCUUAUGAGUAAACUCGGUACAACACAUACUCAAAUUGAUGAAUAUUCAAAAAAACGUACUGCUGAAAUCAGUGAUGCUGUAUCAGGUGCCAUUGAUAAAGUUGUUGCUGAAACAGCACAACAACAACAACAAUUAUUAACUGAUGCAAAUGAACGUUCAUCUUCUAUUGAAAAUGAAUAUCGAGCUCGUUUACAAGAACGUGUUGCUCAAUUAGAUAAUGAAAAAGCUAUUUUCUUAGCUGAACUUGAACGUGAAUUAAAUGCACGUCAAGAAGCUAUUUUACUUAAAGCUCGACAAGAUAUUGAUGUUAUACAAAAUGCUGGUAAUCAAGAAAAAUUAGCUGUUUUCAAACAAGCACAAGCUCGAGCUAAUCAACAAGUUGAUCAAAUAACUGAACAAGUUGCUGAACUUGCUGCUGAAGAUGCACAACGACGAAUCCAAUCAACUACACAAACAGUUAUCACAACAAAAUCUGUUGCAUCAGGUGAAACACAUGGUCCAGCAGUACAUGUUGCUGCUGCUACAACAACAACAACACAAAAAACAUCUGAAUCUUAUGAAAGCCAUCAAUCAUCAAGCAGUCAUUAA